AUGGAAGAAGUGCUAGAAGGGGUGCCUGUAUCAAUUACAAGCAGGCUAAAUCAGAAUUUGAUACAACCUGUGGAGGAAAAUGAGGUUAGAGCAGUUGUGUUCUCCAUGCACCCAAAUAAAGCACUUGGACCCGAUGGAUUGUCAAAUCUCAUGGCAAAGGCAAUUGAAAAUAGGCAGAUCACAGGACUCAAAAAAAGUAGAAAUGAACCUAUUCUAUUCCAUUUAUUCUUUGUAGAUGAUUCCUUAUUUUGCUGUAAAGCAUACCCACAGGAAGCUAGAGCCAUGCAAAGGAUUCUUACAAAGUACGAGUUAGUCUCAGGACAGUACAUCAACUAUAAGAAGUCUGCUGCUUUUUUUAGCAGAAAUUGUAGCAGACAACAAAGGAGACAGACUUGUGAGCAGAUGAACAACAUCAAAGAGGCAAAUAGUGGCAAAUACUUGGGACUUCCCCUAGUGAUAACAGGAUCAAAAAAGCAAGUCUUCACCUACAUUGUUGAUAAAGGAAGAUCCAAAAUGCAAGAAUGGAAACACAAUCUACUCAGCUAUGCAGGGAAAGAGGUACUUCUGAAGUCAGUCAUUAUGGCAUUACCCACUUACACAAUGUCAUACUACAGGUUACCUAAAGGACUGUGUGCAGAAAUAUGUGGCCAUAUGGCAAAAUUCUGGAGAGGCCAAAAUGAAGAGAAAAGAAAGAUGCAAUGGAUAAGUAAGGAGAAAAUCACACAGGUGAAAGGAAAUGGAGGCCUGGGAUUUAGAGAUCUAGAGCACUUUAAUAGUGCUUUGUUAGCAAAGCAACUGUGGAGACUAUUACUGUAG
Molecule: messenger RNA, 816 nt
Organism: Coffea arabica (coffee)
Lineage: Eukaryota; Viridiplantae; Streptophyta; Magnoliopsida; Gentianales; Rubiaceae
Source: RefSeq, a predicted model, not a curated record